Effrenium voratum is the source of this 1818-nucleotide messenger RNA. The record is from the annotation of a GenBank genome assembly. NCBI's taxonomy places the organism in Eukaryota, Dinophyceae, Suessiales, Symbiodiniaceae.
AUGGCCUGCGCAGAGAUUUGCGUGGAGACCAUCACGUGUGACCAGACCACAGCUUCCCAAGCAUUCACCAACCUUCAGCUCAGCUACCGCGGAGCUGAGCGUCAAGCACCAAGUGUGCUGACCUUGGCGCUCACCUUCAGCCACGUCAUGGCUUGGAAGGCAGACCGCGGGCUCCACAGCCCUGAGAUGAACACCGAGGAGAGGCUCCGCGCGGUGGUCAACGAGUUCAACGGAGGCACCAUCGCAAAGUGGCACACCGACGACGACAAGUUCAAGGCAGUGCUCAACCUCCUCAUCGGCUCCAGCCCAGAGGCCCGCCAGGUGAUAGCCAACCACUUGAACUACCACAAGUGGACCCAGAGCGCGUUCACCUCCGAACUUCUCAGGUCAACAAGGUGGCUGCUGGGCGCCACAUGCAAGAACGGCACUGCCUACAUCAAGAACAUCUUGACGGUGACCCACGAGUCACAGGUGGACAUGCUGCGAGGUUACGUUGCGUGGUUCAAUCACCAGACCAGGCGGGUGAAGGCUGCCAGCCGAGCCAAGCUCCGCCUUGACACAAAGGAGUGGGAGCGCCUCGUGGACUACUCCUGCGUCAUGACUGCCAUCCGCAACGAAGCUGGCAAGGUUCACUCCGGGGAACGGCUGGCAGAGGUGCAGUCUAUGCUGCACACUGCAUUCAUGGCCAGGGACUACUACGCGGAGAUUUUGGCGAGCCUCGAUUCCGCGCUGACAAACUGGAACGUCAGACACCUCACCCUGUGGGGCGAGCUGGUGGAGAUCCAGGCACCGGAGUCUGUCCCGACAGAGGCUGACAUGGAGGCCAUGGAGGAGGCCACCCUGGCUGCCCAAUUCCAAGAAGUUCGCAGCAAAAUCUCGAUGGACGAGCUUGCGUGGGUCCGCUACAAGAACCAGGAGAAGAAGAAACUUGCCAGGGAACACAUCAUUGCGGUGACGCACGGCAAGGCCCAAAACGACAUCGGUAAAGGGCUUGUUGAGGGCUACAUGGAGAAGAUGUGUUGCAUCAACCUCGUACCUGACAGCUCCAGCGUGCCCAAUUUGGACGCCUGGAUCCGGCAAGCUGCUGGGGAGUUGAAGGUCAAGCAAGACGAGCUUCUGACAGUUGUCGUCACCGACUACAGCAAACUGGGCUCAGCUGCGUUGAUCGUGGCCCCCUUGCUUGCCGGGGCUUCUGCCGGUGGCUCUCUGCGUAGAGACUACAGAAACAUCGAAGACAAGGUCGUCCAACACCGUAUGGAGUUGCGCGACUUGCGGCUGGGCCUUGACAUGGGCGGCCUGCACGGCAACACGGACCGGCCGGGCUACUUUCAGGCCUGGCUGGCAGUGCCUGACGCCUUCCUGCCCCUCAAGGGCACAGGGCACCGGGUCUCCCGCGCGGACGACAAAGAGCAGCUGAAAGCUGCCAAAGUCAGCGAUUUUGCGGCUUCCGAGCUUUGGCGGUUGCAGGGCUUUGCGGCGGACAGCUUGCCCAGUGCCUUGCCCGAAGCAAGCUUCGUGGUGCCGUCAGCCAGGGCCACGCUUAGCGGCAACGAGAGCCGCAAGAAUUUCACGGACGUCCAGGAAACGGCCCAGUGGCUGGCAGGGGAAGAGGCGUACUGCAAAGUCCUGAAAAGUCUGUUCAGAUUUAAACUGAAGCGUGCUGUGGUGAUUCACACCACUGCCUACUGUGGCUCCCUGGAACGCGCUUGUGUUCAAUUGGGUGUGCCGGUUUGGUCGUUGACCGACAAUUCGGUGUGCCACUCCUAUGCCGCCAUGACUGUGGCGAACAUGCUGCUGCAGGCCGGGCCACUGCAAUAG